AUGAACCAGAAGUUUAUCAAGAUAGGAUCACUCUUAGUGUAUCUAAGCUCGCAUGUGAAUCAUACCAUAUCUCAACCUCCAUCCGGUAACAUGGAUACCAAGCCUAUGUCAGGAGAAGUCCCUUUGCUAGCGAGUACGUCGCCAUCCGCGUUGGGAGAAGGCUCAGGAGAUUCUAAAUCGGCUUCCAUCAAAACCAGCAUGACCGCAAAAUCAUCUGGCUCCAUGUCCGGCAGCAUGACUGCUCAGGGAUGUAUCUGUCCUGGAGAUCCAUCAUACCCUUCUACUGACAAAGGUUUACCACCUGAGAAGCCAAAAGAACCAGAAGAACCAAAGAUCAGUAGCGGUGAUGGAGGUCCUCCUCCUAUCAGUAGUGGUGAUAAACCACCAGGAAAGGAACCUUGUCCAGAAGAACAAAAGAAACUUAAAAAAGAUGACAAACCUCAAGAAGAAACUCCACCAAUCAGUAGCGGUGAUGAACCAAGCAUAACUUCUCCGACCCCUGGAGCACCAGUGCCACCUAGCGCACCACCACCUGUCAGCAGUGGUGGGGUACCAUCAACUCCGGAAAAGGAGCCUCCCCCAAUCAGCAGUGGAUAUGAGCCAAUAAAAGAAAACAAACCACCCAGUCCUCCUCCAAAAGCCCCAGAAAGUGGUCCACCAAAAGUGAGCAGCGGUGGUGAACCAAGCCCAGGACCACCACCAAAUCAACCAAGUCCACAAGGUGAUAAACCACCCGAAAAGAAACCUUGUCCAGAAGAAGGAAAGAAACACAAAGGAGACAAACCACCCAUCAGUAGCGGAUGUGAACCCAGCCCAGGAGGACCACCAACUCCUACAAGUCCACAAGCUGAUCCACCACCAAGUAUCAGCAGUGGAGAACCGCCAAAGCAAGAUGAUCCACCACCCGGUAUCAGCAGUGGAGAACCACCAAAGAAAGAUGAACCACCACCAAGUAUUGAAAGUCCAAAAGGUGAUGAACCAAAAGUGAGCAGUGGGGAUCCACCAGUUGUGAGUAGCGGUCAAGAACCAGGAGGCUACCCUCAGGCUCCAGAAGUCAGUAGUGGAGACAAGCCAGAUAUUCAACCACCCAAAGAAAGCCCAUCAACACCAUCAAACACUCCUGAACCUCCAGUUGAAAGUGAUUUCAAACCACCUGAUGAUGUAGAUCCUUCCAUUGAUGAUCCUACGAGCGAUAAAGUAUCUGACUCUUCAAUCCGUUUUCCCACGACAAAAGGCUUCACGGUCUUCCUUAGCUACACAUCCAUUAUUGCUCACAGUCACAAUCUUGGCAACAUCCCUCCUUAUGGGAUGGAGUACUCUCCUUUAAUUCAUCUUGGAUGCAUACCGGUUUUAUCCAGCUUGAGCUCGGUGGUUGCUCAUAUCGAUGCUAAAAAGAUCAUAUAUGAUUCAGAAAAUGAAUUUUGA
Molecule: messenger RNA, 1425 nt
Organism: Melampsora larici-populina 98AG31
Lineage: Eukaryota; Fungi; Basidiomycota; Pucciniomycetes; Pucciniales; Melampsoraceae
Exons: 4
Coding region: 1-1425 (474 amino acids)
Source: RefSeq, a predicted model, not a curated record